Molecule: messenger RNA, 2845 nt
Organism: Carya illinoinensis
Lineage: Eukaryota; Viridiplantae; Streptophyta; Magnoliopsida; Fagales; Juglandaceae
Product: oxysterol-binding protein-related protein 2A-like
Exons: 11
Coding region: 116-2431 (771 amino acids)
Cellular component (GO): membrane; intracellular membrane-bounded organelle; cytosol
Molecular function (GO): sterol binding
Source: RefSeq, a predicted model, not a curated record
CUCUCUCAUUAUUGGUUUCCCAAGCUAGCUUUGCACUUGAAGAUUUCUGUCGUCUGCGAUGGAAAACUGAACGUGUGAGGAUAAAAUUUAGGCCUUGUACGAGAAGAAAAAAAAAAUGCGAGUGAGAGAAUUGCACCCACUCUGCUGCAUCUCGCUGGAGAGUCCUUGCGGCAGCCUCGGGGACCAAUCGGCGGAGGCUACGGCGUCCUCCCUGUCCAGGGCGAGGAGCUUGCCGGCCAGUCUCGCGUCGAUUCCCGGCGGAUCUGACGGCAAUGCGGGACGAUCCGAGGCCACCGUCGCCGGUGUGCUCUAUAAGUGGACAAAUUACGGCAAAGGAUGGAGAUCCAGGUGGUUCCUUCUGAGGAACGGAGUCUUGUCCUACGCCAAAAUUCGGCGCCCGGAGAAUCUCAACCUGCUGACGCCGACGGCUGAUGACGUCAGACUGAUCGGAGAAAUCUCCACCAAUCGGCUUUCGAGGAUGGAUAGUGGGAGAAGGAAGCACCAGAAAACCGUUGGCAUUGUUCAUCUCAAGAUCUCUUCUUUCCGGGAGAGCAAGUCUGAUGAUAGGCGGUUUUAUAUAUUUACUGCCACGAAGACCCUUCAUCUGAGAACUGAUUCAAAGAGUGAUCGGGUGGCCUGGAUACAAGCUUUGGUCUCAACUCGGAGCCUAUUUCCACUUCGACCACUGAAUGACAAUUUCUCCCUGGUACCAAAUGAUUUGUCUAUGUCAACAGAAAGACUUAGGAAACGCUUGCUUGAAGAGGGAAUAAACGAAAACCUGGUAAGGGAUUGCGAACAGAUCGUGCUUCAAGAAUUCUCUGAAGUACGGGGACAGCUUAAAGUUCUUUGUGAAGAGCGAUCCAAUUUGCUCGACACAUUAAGGCAGUUUGAGGCAGUUACCAUCGAAGCUGAAGCCUCUGGAAUUCAUGACGGUGAAUACAGAAUGACCAAACAUGAGUUUUCUGGUCUUGGGCGUGGAAAAUACAGUGAGUGCAGCACAACUGAAUCAUCAGAUGAUAUUGAGAAACAUGAGCUCGAGGAAUUGUCGGAUGGAGAUGAAAUGUGCUUUCAUGAUACAAAAGACUAUUUUAUUGAACCGACUGAUAGUUGUGGGCUUACAAAAGUAGUUUCGAAUCACCUGGAUAAUUAUAGAGAAGCUCAAUGCGAAUCUGAUGUAGAAAAAUUGCAGAGUAAGAAGGAAGGUUGGAAGUCCAGAUAUCUGGACUUUGACAGGCGGAAAAAGCUUCCUGAUCCAGUUGAAAAGGAGAAAGGGGUUAGUCUCUGGUAUUUGAUCAAGGACAAUGUCGGAAAAGAUCUCACACGUGUUUGUCUCCCUGUUUACUUUAAUGAGCCACUAUCUUCUCUUCAAAAAUGUUGUGAGGACAUGGAGUACUCGUUUCUUUUGGAUAAAGCAUAUGAGUAUGGUAGAGCGGGGAAUAGUCUCCAGAGGGUCCUGAAUGUUGCUGCUUUUGCGGUUUCUGGAUAUGCUUCCUCUGAAGGUCGUCACUGUAAGCCGUUCAAUCCUUUGUUAGGGGAAACAUAUGAAGCUGACUAUCCUGACAAAGGAAUUCGAUUCUUUUCUGAGAAGGUUAGUCAUCACCCAACACUCAUUGCCUGCCACUGUGAAGGCAGAGGGUGGAAAUUCUGGGGUGACAGUAACCUUCGCACAAAAUUUUGGGGGCAGUCAAUUCAGCUUGACCCUGUUGGAGUUCUCACUUUAGAGUUUGAUGAUGGUGAAAUUUUCCAGUGGAGCAAGGUCACUACUAGUAUUUAUAAUCUUAUCCUUGGUAAAGUGUAUUGUGGUCACCAUGGGACAAUGCACAUACGUGGUAAUCGCCAGUAUUCAUGCAAACUCAAAUUUAAAGAGCAGUCUAUUCUUGACCGGAAUCCUCGCCAGGUACACGGAUAUGUUGAAGAUGUUAUUGGAAAAAAGGCUGCCACCGUAUUUGGGAAGUGGGAUGAUGGUAUGUACUAUGUUAAUAAUGAUGGGAGUGGCAAGCCCAAGGAUUGUACUCCUUCUGAUGCAUCAUUGCUAUGGAAAAGGAACAAGCCGUCUCUUAAUCUUACUCGAUACAACUUAACUUCAUUUGCAAUCACACUGAAUGAGCUGACACAAGGACUGCAGAUUAAGGAGAAGCUCCCACCCACAGAUUCGAGGCUCAGACCAGACCAGCGGCAUCUGGAAAAUGGGGAAUAUGAGAAGGCAAAUACAGAGAAGCAGCGUUUGGAGAGAAGGCAAAGAAUGUCAAGGAAGUUGCAAGAAAUUGGAUGGAAGCCGAGAUGGUUCCAGAGAGAAGGUGAUGAUGGACCCUUCCGGUAUGUUGGCGGGUACUGGGAAGCUCGGGAUCAGGGAAAAUGGGAUGGAUGCCCAAAUAUAUUUGGUGAAUUUAACGAAGACCUUGUUGAUCCUGUGGAAGUGUCUUUAUUAUAGCUCAGGAAAAAUAGAUAUCCUUUACAAGUAUUGUUUAGAUAGAAACUGAGGAAGAAAUAUCCUGCUUCUUUUUGAGGGCGAUGAAAGCAAAUCCACAGGGCAUGCAUUUAAGCGAAACUUCUCAUCUUUCAAGUCUACGUCAACUGUUACUUAGAUCGUCAGUAGCUAGCCUGCUGUUUCAUCUUUUGAACAUUCUCAUUGUCUGCAGUGUACAAGCAGUGGAUUGUGUAAUGUAAUCUCUCCCUCCCUAGCUCUGUAGUCAUUAAACUGUGCGAGCCACAGGCCGAGCAUUAAUUUCAUAUUUUAUGUGUCCCCUUCGUAGAAAUAAAAAGAAACAGAGAUUCAUUUUUGCAAUCAUUGUGAAAGUGUAAUAUCAGUUCAGGCUGUUAAUAAAUUCUCCUCUAUUGACGUCCA